Molecule: messenger RNA, 4971 nt
Organism: Anguilla anguilla (European eel)
Lineage: Eukaryota; Metazoa; Chordata; Actinopteri; Anguilliformes; Anguillidae
Gene: kcnk6
Product: potassium channel, subfamily K, member 6
Exons: 3
Coding region: 781-1725 (314 amino acids)
Biological process (GO): potassium ion transmembrane transport; stabilization of membrane potential
Cellular component (GO): membrane
Molecular function (GO): potassium ion leak channel activity
Source: RefSeq, a predicted model, not a curated record
UGCAUUAUAGCUACAGACUCCUAGUUAGACGAAAACGUAAACAUGCUGCUGAAUCGUUGACUACGAAGGCAUGUGACCGGGCUUUCGAUCACUUUAACACGAAAUAGGCUAUUCUUACUGUAUUUAGCAGUUCAAAAGGGCAGACGCGCAAAAGCAGCCGAACUGCACCAUCGGCAAUACGAUUUGUGUUUAUGAAUAUCUUGACAGUUUGCCGAUACUUAAGACCCGAGGUCUCUUUAUAUCUUAGCUGCAAUAACUAUUGCAAAUAAAUCAGAUAUUUUAACGUUUUAAUCUGUCGUUGGCAGAGGGUCGAGUCAUAUAAAAGUUAUCUUUCCAAAACCCGACUAAAAUCGCCGAUUUGCUAGAUCUCUGCGGUGGAUCGCCACAACUACUCGCUGGGGUUUGGUGCAUUUUAUAGGCUACAUUUUUAACUGUUUACCUAUUGCAGCGUGUGCCACAUAAGCAAAAACAGGCUAUGUCGGUAUCCACACGCCUGAUGUGUCUGCACCUCUCUUACCAACGUGCUGAUAUUUGAGGCUUUCAUGAAGGGACUUUACAUGAAAAGUGGGCUACGUAAAUUCUUCCUAACACUGUAAAAGGGAAUUUUUUUAGAAAGUUGAGUUUGAUAGAAACACUGUCCCGGAUAUCCUGACUAGCUUCAAGUGGUGGGUGGAGGAAACAAGAAGGUGGCGUUGAUGUGUGAGAAUCCGGCAGUUAGUACUAGAGGGACCAGGCAGAAAUCAGUUGUCUCAGAAGUAAAGGCUAGGGUGAGAAGUGGACAUGUCGUCGUCUUUAAAGUCGUGGGCUCUGCUUGCGUGUUUCGUCCUGUUGUACAUAACUUACCUCUUGCUUGGAGCUCUCGUUUUCUCCAGCGUAGAGAAACCCGAAGAGGAGAGACUGAGGAGGGAACUCGGUUUUCUAAAAGCAGAGUUUCUCAACCACAGUUGCGUGAAUAUAACAUCCCUCGAAAACUUUAUGGAAAAGAUUUUGAAUGCGAAUAAGUAUGGGGUGUCAAUACUUUAUAAUUAUUCCGAGAGCUCAAAUUGGGAUUUAGCUUCAUCAUUGUUCUUCGCCAGUACGUUGGUAACGACAGUAGGAUACGGUCACACCACGCCCCUGUCGGACGCUGGCAAGGCCAUGUCCAUCCUCUACGCCUUUGUGGGGGUCCCCUUCACCAUGCUGGUGCUGACCGCCUGCGUGCACCGGCUCAUGCACCUGUUCACCUACUGGCCCAUCGCCCUGUGCCAGCGCCGGGCCGGCUGCCUGCCCAGGACGGCCGCCUCCGUCCACUUCCUGGUCCUGCUGGUGGUGGUGGUGCUCUGCUUCCUGGUGGUGCCGGCCAUCCUCUUCUCCGCCAUCGAGGAGAGCUGGUCCUUCCUGGACGCCUUCUACUUCUGCUUCAUCUCCCUGUGCACCAUCGGCCUGGGCGACUACGUCCCCGGGGAGCAGCCCGGCCAGAAGCUGCGGCCGCUCUACAAGAUCUCUGUCAUGGUCUACCUGUUCGUGGGACUGAUGGCAAUGUUCCUGGUGUUACGCGCCUUCCACAAGCUGGCGGACCUGCAGGGACUGACGGCCUUCUUCCAGCUCUCUCACUGCGAUGAAGAGGAGGAAGACGAAGAGCCCAUCGUGGAGACGGGCCCCAACGACCAGCCUGAUGCUGACCGGGCGUCCAGCAAGCCCCUAGACCCCAGCUCGCGGGUGUCCUACAACUCAAUCAACAGAUAGGGACUGCCCCCCCAAAGGUAGCGCCCCCCCCCCCCCGAAGGUUUCUGAAUCAGCCUGCUCAGCCCACGGCACCGUGAUUCAUGAACACUCACUACUGUGCUAGUUUCACUAGUGCAGGGCGAAGUGAUCAUGGACCUUUAUGGCCAGAACCAAUUCUGUGAUGACAAGACAAUUCUGUGUAGCUAGGAAAUGUAGCCCCACAAUUUCCCGAUAGGAAAUGCUGCACAGCCAGGACUGACGGACACAGUAGCGUAUCAAACCUGGACAGUCAGGACAGACGGACAGACACAGCAGUGUAUCAAACCUGCACAGUCAGGACAGAAAGCCGGACACAACAGUGUAUCAAACCUGCACAGUCAGAACAGACAGACGGACACAGCAGCGUAUCAAACCUGCACAGUCAGGACAGACAGACGGACACGACAGUGUAUCAGACCUGCACAUUCAGGACAGACGGACGGACACAGCAGCGUAUAAAACCUGCACAGUCAGGACAGACAGACAGACACAACAGUGUAUCCGACCUGCAGAGCCAGAACAGACAGACGGACACAGCAGCGUAUCAAACCUGCACAGUCAGGACAGACGGACAGACACAACAGCGUAUCAAACCUGCACAGUCAGGACAGACGAACAGACACAGCAGCGUAUCAAACCUGCACAGUCAGAACAGACAGACGGACACAGCAGCGUAUCAAACCUGCACAGUCAGGACUGAAAGACACACAGCCUCAGUAAUAUUCCUGUGCAUUUCAGAACAAAUGACUGCAAUGCAGUGGGACUGCUGUAUGCAGAGCUAAUGAACCGUCCCCACCACUCUGCAACCAGCUUGUGCAGGUAGAGCAGACAGACCCCACAAUAACAAGGCAGGCCCAGGGUGCACAGUCACCCUGGACACCAUUAACCCUGCGCAGCCCAGGGUACACGUCACCCUGGACACCAUUAACCCUGCGCAGCCCAGGGUACACAGUCACCCUGGACAACAUUAACCCUGUGCAGCCCAGGGUACACGUCACCUUGGACAACAUUAACCCUGCGCAGCCCAGGGUGCACAGUCACCCUGGACAAUAUUAACCCUGCGCAGCCCAGGGUACACAGUCACCCUGGACAAUAUUAACCCUGCGCAGCCCAGGGUACAUGUCACCCUGGACAACAUUAACCCUGCGCAGCCCAGGGUACACAGUCACCCUGGACGUCAUUAACCCUGCGCAGCCCAGGGUACACAGUCACCCUGGACGUCAUUAACCCUGCGCAGCCCAGGGUACACAGUCACCCUGGACACCAUUAACCCUGCGCAGAUGGAAAAAGCAGUUCAUAUGGGACCUCUGCGUGAAGCUCAUGGACUUUUCUGUCAGGUACAACUUCUUUGGGUUUUUAUUCGACCAGGGAAGGCAUUCCAUGAAUCCCGGGGAUCUCAAUAUCAAAUCCUGUAGGGCUGUCGUGUAGGAUGGUUUUUGAUGUGCUUCUGUGCUUCAGUGCUUAAUUUAAGUCACUGAUUGGCUAAAGUCUGCACACCUUGUUUCCAAGGCUGCUGGUGGAAAAGAUAAUCACAAAACCAGCGGAAACCGUAGCCCUUCAGGCCUGGAGUUUGAAACACCUGAUGUUUACCAAACAAUCUUACUGUAAUAUUUAGAGGUUACAUUUCACUUUUUUGCCUGUAGUGGAAUGUGUUUUUAUACAUGGCAGAAAUGUUUGAGUGUAAAGCUUAUCCAUUUGAGGCCAGCUGUAUGCCUUUAAUGUUCCAAAGUAACGACUGUAAAUGUGGACUGGAGGACAGGGGCAGUGUGGCUGGUAACGACUGUAAAUGUGGACUGGAGGACAGGAGCAGUGUGGCUGGUAACGACUAUAAAUGUGGACUGGAGGACAGGGGCAGUGUGGCUGGUAAUGACUGUAAAUGUGGACUGGAGGACAGGGGCAGUGUGGCUGGUAACGACUGUAAAUGUGGACUGGAGGACAGGAGCAGUGUGGCUGGUAACGACUGUAAAUGUGGACUGGAGGACAGGGGCAGUGUGGCUGGUAAUGACUGUAAAUGUGGACUGGAGGACAGGGGCAGUGUGGCUGGUAACGACUGUAAAUGUGGACUGGAGGACAGGAGCAGUGUGGCUGGUAACAACUGUAAAAGUGGACUGGAGGACAGGAGCAGUGUGGCUGGUAACGACUGUAAAUGUGGACUGGAGGACAGGAGCAGUGUGGCUGGUAACAACUGUAAAAGUGGACUGGAGGACAGGAGCAGUGUGGCUGGUAACGACUAAAUGUGGACUGGAGGACAGGAGCAGUGUGGCUGGUAACGACUGUAAAUGUGGACUGGAGGACAGGAGCAGUGUGGCUGGUAACGACUGUAAAUGUGGACUGGAGGACAGGAGCAGUGUGGCUGGUAACGACUGUAAAUGUGGACUGGAGGACAGGAGCAGUGUGGCUGGUAACGACUGUAAAUGUGGACUGGAGGACAGGGGCAGUGUGGCUGGUAACGACUGUAAAUGUGGACUGGAGGACAGGCGCAGUGUGGCUGGUAACGACUGUAAAUGUGGACUGGAGGACAGGAGCAGUGUGGCUGGUAACGACUGUAAAUGUGGACUGGAGGACAGGAGCAGUGUGGCUGGUAACGACUGUAAAGGCCGUGUUCUACGGACUAAAGAAGGUCUACGGGGAGGGGGUUCGUUUGACGCUUGUUCAUGUUACAAAUGAUAACAUUAAGCGUAGCCAAAACAUAAUGCUUCUUUCUUUAUAGCCUAUACUUUGAGUUUCAGUAGAUUAGUGUAAGAAUAAGUCAUUGUUUUUUGUCUGAGUAUUUGUGCGGCAUCUCAUUGGUGGUCUAAGGCGGGUCGUAAUGUUACAUUGACAUUAUGGAAUUUAAUUGAAGUGCAUGCAUGUGUAAAAGAAGCACUUUAAAAUGUAUUACCCUUUUUUGUUUUUGCAUUUGGAAGUCCUAAUGAGUAUUUGUUCCUGUCAGACCAUUUGCAUCACAAAGCACAUGUAUAGUUUUUAUGACCAUGUAUUAUUAUUGCUGAAUUAAUUGCAACAUAGCAUUUUAUAAAGUUGAAGGUUUGUGUUUUCUAGGGCUCUAGUUUUUUUUUUUUUUCUUUGUAUUUCUGUGGAAGUGCAUCCUUAUACUGAAUUCAACCAAUAGCUUGUUAAAAAAAGAAGGGUGUAGUAAUUUAUGUUAGGAACAAGUUAGGUCAUUAGUUAAUUUGGAAAUGUAAGUGAUGUACUGUAUGUCCUAUGCAAAUAAAAUGUUUUCGUGGUUCA